Molecule: messenger RNA, 2104 nt
Organism: Corylus avellana
Lineage: Eukaryota; Viridiplantae; Streptophyta; Magnoliopsida; Fagales; Betulaceae
Product: Tetratricopeptide repeat (TPR)-like superfamily protein
Molecular function (GO): protein binding
Source: RefSeq, a predicted model, not a curated record
CCCCCUAUCCUGAACGCAUAAUAGUAAGACGCAGCAGAAUCUGAUUUUGGAUAGCAAGCGCGACCGCGACCGCGAUGCUAUCUAGACAUACCCAAAGGGCCAAAGCCAAGCAGACCGCGACAACUAACGGCGCUGCGCUUUCAUAUAUGCGAUCUACCUGACAAAAGCCUCAUGAAUGAAUGAAGCGGUCAUUUUUGGCAACAAAAAUCCAAAUUUCCUACGAACUAUGAAACCCAGUUCCCCUUGGAGUCCACGAAACACUUCUGCCUAAGAAACACCUUUCUUUCAUCUGGGUGUUCUCCUCUGCGGUCUGCACCCUUCUUUUACACAAUCUAGGACACCGAUUAGAGAGAGAGAGAUGGAAGGAGUGAAACUGGAUAGGUGGGGGUACGAGGUCAGGACCAAUUCGGAUUCUUGUAUAUCUGCCAUCAAUAAGUUCUAUCACCAGGUGCUUUGUCAUGGGAGAGAGAGGUCUGUGAUUCUGGAAGCGCCGGCACAUGAUAAGGACUGUGUGUUGGCCAACAUUUUGGCUGCUCAUUUUCUCUGCUCCUCUGAUCCUUCCCGCGCUCCUUCCCAUCUCCAAGCCGCUAAGUCACGCCUCGAGCAAGCCACUAAGCACGAGAAAGCAGUUUUUGAUGCCGUCAAUUAUUAUAUAUCUGAAGACAGAGACGACGAUGUCGCUCUGGAGUUACAUUCUAAGCUCUUAAAAGAUUUCCCUAGAGAUCUGGUAUCUCUGAAGAGGGCCCAAGUGUUAUGCUUUUACAUGGGUCGACCUGAUCUGUCCUUGGAUCUUGUUCAACAGGUUCUACCAAAAAAUCAAGAUGAGAAGUACAUAUAUGGCCUGCUUGCUUUUCCCUUGCUGGAGCUUGACCGAAUGGCAGAUGCUGAAGAAGCUGCCAAAAAGGGAUUUGAGAUCAACAAGCAAGACUGUUGGGCACAACAUGCUUUGUGCCAUGUUCUACAGUAUGAGUGCCACUUUAAAGAAGCAGUAGAGUUCAUGGAAGGAUGCUCAUCUUCUUGGAGUUCUUGCUCAUCGUUUAUGCUGACACAUAAUUGGUGGCAUGUAGCUCUUUGUUACUUGGAAGGUAAUUCUCCAAUUCAAAGAGUCUUAGAAGUAUAUGACCAUUGUAUUUGGAAGGAGUUGGAAAAAAGUGAUGCUGUGUAUCCGGAGGUGUAUUUAAAUGCUCUUGGUUUAUUACUGCGGCUGUACGUACGGGGUGAAAUUGAUGCCUUUGGGGACCGUCUCAAGAUCGUAGCUCGUUGCGUAACAGAUCAAGCAAACUGGUAUAUAGAGUGGCACCUUGAUUCCUUGAUAGUAUGGGUCUUGGCUAGUACUGGAGACAUGUAUAAAGCUGAGGAGUUACUAAAGGGAUUGAAAUCGAGAUUUUCUAAGAUGAGCAAGAAGAAGCAACAACGGAUGCAGAGAGGAAUGCUGCUUGCAGAAGCCCUGUAUGAGUACGGUAGUGGAAAUGACAAAAAGGCAUUGGAGUUGCUUGGUCCAGAGUUUGAUGCCAGUAACUGCAAGAUGAUCGGGGCGUCUGAUGAACAACUUGAUGUAUUCAAUGAAGUCUGGUACAGUAUGUUGCUGAAUACUGGACAAGCUGAGAAGGCAAUUGACAUAAUCGAGAAGCGGAUCAGCAAGCGGGAAGGUGUUCCUUUCUUGUGGCGCCUUCUGGAGAGAGGCUAUAACCUUACAGGAAGAAAAGAAGCUGCAACUGCAGGGGAGAGGGCCAGGGCUUUGGAGACUGCAUAUUUCAAAUAGCUGGUAUGGUCACAAGUCACAACCAGAUGAGACAUUUUCUCAUCUUACAACAGAUUUGAGUGGUUGAUCUCACAAAUAUCCUGCGAUGCCUUGCAAGCCAUAUCAGUGGUGCUCAUUGUGUUACUUGUAUGUAAAUAUGGCAAAUAGAAAUGCACUAAUAUCUCGAUUGUACACUUGCUUCAUGCUUUAUGUGACCCGAAUAAUUACAUAUUGUAAGCACUCUAAAACUUGUUUCAUUUUCCUUCACCCCUUAUUUUAGCUGCUGGUGUACAUGGAAGGGAAAAAUGAGAGGAAAGUGGAAAAAGGAAAGGAAAGUCAAGUGAUAUCCCCAUAUUCAUCUUC